AUGUUUACUGCUGGAUAUCUAUUCAGAGACCUUUGGUCUGGUUCUCAGAGUGCGCCACCCAUCACAACGGAAGACCUCCUUCAGGUAUUCAAACAACACAGCCCAAAAGAUCCCUUCUCCAUGCUCACCAAGGAAGCUGUGCGUCAGAUUGUCAAGGAACAGAUCCAGAUUACUCCACAAGAAGAAAAUGUAUGCCCAACAGCAAGGGAAGAUAUUCUCCAUUUGAUCAAGCAGCAAGAGCAAAUUGAGGAGACUCUGCAGGAAGUAAAAGUCUCCACAGUCACAACAGAUGAUAUUCUUCAGAUCGUCAAAGAACAGCAAAGUGUAUACAGGAGACAAGUGCAUGCCUUCCCCCACAAGAAGAUUUCCAGGAACCACAAACACCGAACAUGCGAACCCAAGAUGAUCUUUUGCAGAAUCUUGUGGACAAACAGAUUCAAAAGACAUUGA
Seminavis robusta is the source of this 450-nucleotide messenger RNA. The record is from the annotation of a GenBank genome assembly. NCBI's taxonomy places the organism in Eukaryota, Bacillariophyta, Bacillariophyceae, Naviculales, Naviculaceae.